UUGUGCAAGUGCCGCCCUAUAAAUACGGAGACACUCCCGGCUUUGGAAGCCUCCGUCAGCUCGGCCUCCGAGGAGCCUCUCUGCCUUCCCCGGGCAUCCCGGCCCGGCCUCCCAGCCGCCAUGAGGGCUCUCUCCUUCCUGCUGCUGAUUCUGUGCCUCGUCUCCUCCCACCUGGCUCCAGGUGCUGGCUUUCUCAGUGGUCUCGGCCAGAGGUCUGACCACUACAUGUGUGCCAGGAAAGGAGGCACCUGUAACUUCUCCCCCUGCCCGCUCUUCACCAGGUCGGAAGGCACCUGUUAUGGCGGGAAGGCCAAGUGCUGCAUGCGUUGACUCUGAGCUGGGUGCGACGGAGAAAGGAUGGGGAAGUCCAACAAAGUAUUUGUAACCACUGUUUUAAUAAAGGAAGACCUUUUUUUAAGCA
Molecule: messenger RNA, 421 nt
Organism: Lutra lutra (Eurasian river otter)
Lineage: Eukaryota; Metazoa; Chordata; Mammalia; Carnivora; Mustelidae
Gene: DEFB1
Product: defensin beta 1
Exons: 2
Coding region: 121-330 (69 amino acids)
Biological process (GO): innate immune response in mucosa; defense response to Gram-positive bacterium; defense response to Gram-negative bacterium
Cellular component (GO): extracellular region
Molecular function (GO): CCR6 chemokine receptor binding
Source: RefSeq, a predicted model, not a curated record